Rattus rattus (black rat) is the source of this 1923-nucleotide messenger RNA. RefSeq names its product killer cell lectin like receptor K1 (gene Klrk1). Gene Ontology annotation, cellular component: external side of plasma membrane. Gene Ontology annotation, molecular function: signaling receptor activity. The transcript is spliced from 8 exons. NCBI's taxonomy places the organism in Eukaryota, Metazoa, Chordata, Mammalia, Rodentia, Muridae. Bases 262 to 945 code for a protein of 227 amino acids. The record is from RefSeq and is a predicted model, not a curated record. Gene Ontology annotation, biological process: positive regulation of natural killer cell mediated cytotoxicity.
AAUCUGAGGACAGCUUGGUCUAUACAGGAAGUUCUAUGAUAUCCAGGGCUUCAGAGAGACAAACUGUCUUUAAAAAGGUUAAUUCAUAAAUGAUGAAAACUAGACUCUGAUGCAGUUUCUAAAGUAAAUCUCAUAAUUAUCACAUGAUGGCAUGGGUUCGUGAUCGAAAGUCUCAUCACCCAGAAGAAUGCUCAUAGGAAGUAUAUCCAUGGAAAGACAAGGUCAAGGGCGGAAACAUAUUCUUCAAAUGGCAGGCAGUCCAUGGACUUGUGUCAACUUGAAUUGCUUCCUCCAGAGAUGAGCAAAUGCCGUAAUUAUGACCUCAAGCCAGCAAAGUGGGAUACUUCUCAAGAGCAUCAGAAACAAAGAUCUGCACUCCCUACCAGCCGACCUGGAGAAAAUGGUAUCAUAAGACGAAGGUCUUCUAUAGAAGAACUCAAAAUAUCUCCACUGUUCGUUGUUCGAGUCCUUGCUGCAGCCAUGACCAUUCGCUUCACCAUUAUCACAUUGACGUGGCUUACUGUUUUCAUAACUUUGUUAUGCAACAAGGAAGUUUCAGUUUCCUCAAGAGAGGGUUACUGUGGCCCAUGCCCUAAUGACUGGAUAUGUCACAGAAACAACUGUUACCAAUUUUUUAAUGAGAACAAAGCCUGGAACCAGAGCCAAGCUUCCUGUUUGUCUCAAAAUUCCAGCCUGCUGAAGAUAUACAGUAAAGAAGAACAGGAUUUCUUAAAGCUGGUUAAGUCCUAUCACUGGAUGGGACUAGUCCAGACCCCAGCAAAUGGCUCCUGGCAGUGGGAAGAUGGCUCCUCUCUAUCACCCAACGAGUUAACACUGGUGAAAACCCCAAGCGGAACCUGUGCUGUCUAUGGCUCAAGCUUUAAGGCCUACACAGAAGACUGUUCAAAUCCAAACACGUACAUCUGCAUGAAAAGGGCGGUGUAAAGAUUUCAUUACCAGUCUCACAGCAACAGCCAGGACAAGAAAACUGUCCCAGGAGAAACUGGGACUAAUAAGAGACUCAACAUAAGACAAACAUAAAACGGCAGUACUGCGCCCUCCACAGAACUAAUAGUUGGACAUAUCGUGUCCCAUAAAACAAGGGAAGCCUGUGGGGCCAGGGAAAUAUGAGGCAGGGGAUGGAGGGAGCAGGAGGACUAAGAGUUUGGUUGAGGCCUAUCCAAACACGGGAAAUCUGGCCCUGCCCUACUGGAGGAAGCCUUGUUGCCCAGUAGCCUCUCCCUUACAAGGUCAAAUCUAUCAACACCUGGAAUUCUUCCAAGAUAUCCCCUAUGCACUCCCUAAAAGUUUAAAUAACCCCUUCCCCCCAAUUAAAUGGACUAUUUUAUUCAAGAUGCCUCAAGAGAGUCUAGAAUCUAUUCUAGAACUCACUGUCCUCUGAGUUCUUUUCACUCCUGGCAGUUCUUGCCUCACUUCUCUCAGAUUCUGCUGUUGUGGUUGGCUGACUGAUCAUGCUGCUUCUAGGAUAUGAGGAAAAAGAAAAGGAGGAGCCUCGAUUUCAAGAUGGAACCAACACAUAAAGGAACUGUGAGAACGGGAGAAGACAGCCCUAUAGCACUGGGAGUUUAAACUCCAGCACUAUGGAAACUGUUGGCUGGGUAGGACCACAGUAGGAACGAUUGUCAGCUGUGGCCAGCAGGGUUGUCAUCUUAGUGAUCCAAGAAAGCAGCCUUCUGUCUGGGAGGGACAACAGGGACUGUCUGGGUAAGGUCAAGCAGGACUGCUUUCAGAACUUGAAGAUCUCACGGAACUCACUUCGUGGAGGGGAGGACUCUCUCCCCCCUCUUUCAAAUGUUUUCCACUUGAGGUGACAGUGUCUCUUGAAGGCAAGUCACCCUCUUUUGAAAGUAUAUAGCUUGUUUCACUUUACAAAUCAGAAAAAAAAUUUUUUUUUUACUUUCU